This is a messenger RNA of Protobothrops mucrosquamatus (brown spotted pit viper), 2185 nucleotides long. RefSeq names its product tuftelin interacting protein 11 (gene TFIP11). Gene Ontology annotation, molecular function: nucleic acid binding. The coding region runs from base 1 to 2166 and encodes 721 amino acids. The record is from RefSeq and is a predicted model, not a curated record. Gene Ontology annotation, biological process: spliceosomal complex disassembly. The transcript is spliced from 10 exons. Gene Ontology annotation, cellular component: U2-type post-mRNA release spliceosomal complex. Lineage: Eukaryota; Metazoa; Chordata; Lepidosauria; Squamata; Viperidae.
AUGUCGCUCUCUCACCUGUACGGGCGCGGCGGCGAGGCGGGCGCGGAGGAGGAGGACGAGGGCGUGGAGAUGGAGAGGUUCGAGAUCAGCGAGUGGGAUCUGCAGAACGAGUUCAACCCCAACCGGCACCGGCACCGGCAGACCAAGGAGGAGGCCAUCUACGGCCUGUGGGCCGAGCGCGACUCGGACGAGGAGAGGCCCAGCUUCGGCGGGAAGAGGUCCCGGGACUACUCCGCCCCGGUGAGCUUCAUCAGCGCCGGGCUGAAGAAGGGGGCGGCGGCGGCGGCGUUGGAGGAGGAGGAAGGCCCCGGCGAGGACUCGGAGGAGGAUGAGGAGGAUGAGGACGGGGAGAGCGGGGCGCGGGCGGAGGAGCCCCCCAAGGAGGCGGCGGUGCCGAAGAAGCUGAAGACGGGCGGCAACUUCAAGCCCAGCCAGAAGGGCUUCGUGGGCGGCAGCAAGUCCUUCGUGGACUUUGGCAGCUGGGAGAGGCACACCAAGGGCAUCGGGCAGAAGCUCCUGCAGAAGAUGGGCUACGUGCCUGGCCGAGGCCUGGGGAAGAACGCCCAAGGUAUCAUCAACCCCAUUGAGGCCAAGCAGAGAAAAGGCAAGGCAGCGAUUGGGGCAUACGGCUCGGAGCGAACCACACAGUCCUUGCAAGAUUUCCCCAUUGUUGACUCUGAUGAAGAGGAGGAGGAGGAAUUUCAAAAGGAACUCAGCCAGUGGCGGAAGGACCCUAGCGGGGGCAAGAAAAAGCCCAAGUAUACCUACAAGACGGUGGAAGAGCUGAAAGCCAAGGGCAGGGCGGGCAAGCAGCUGUCUGCCCCUCAGAAGGAGCUGACACAGGUCAAGGUGAUUGACAUGACGGGCCGGGAGCAGAAGGUUUACUACAGCUACAGUCAGAUCAGCCAGAAGCACAACAUCCCAGAGGACGGUCCCCAGCAGCAGCUGCCUGCCUUGGGCAAGGAGACCAAGACGCAGAGCUUCUCCCUGCCGGAGCUGGAGCACAACCUGCAGCUGCUGAUUGACCUGACAGAGCAGGAGAUCAUCCAGAAUGACCGGCAGCUGCAGUACGAGCGAGACAUGGUGGUUAACCUGAGCCACGAGAUCGAGAAGAUGGAGACGGUGCUCUUGCGGGAGGAGACCGACAUCCGCAACCUCGGCGAGGUGCUGGAGCUGGUGGAAGAGUGCGAAAGGCGGAUGCAGCCCAACUGCGAAGACCCCCUGACUCUGCCUGAGUGCGUCAAGAUAUUUGAGACCCUCCAGGAUAAGUACUAUGAAGAGUACCAGAUGUCAGACCGCGUGGACCUGGCCGUGGCCAUCGUCUUCCCUCUGGUCAAGGACUACUUCAGGAACUGGGAUCCCCUCAAGGACUGCACAGCCGGCACGGAGAUCCUGGCCAAAUGGAAAGCCUUGCUGGAGAACGAUCGGUUGCUCUCCCACAGCGCACAGGACCUCGGCUCAGAUGCCUUUCACAGGUUGAUGUGGGAAACGUGGAUGCCGUACGUGCGAAACAUUGUGGCCCAGUGGCAGCCCCGCAACUGCAUCCCGAUUGUGGACUUCCUCGACAGCUGGAGGCACAUCAUUCCGAUAUGGAUCCUGGAUAACAUUCUUGACCAGCUGAUCUUCCCCAAACUGCAGAAGGAGGUGCUCUGUUCUUGGCUCAGCAACAACCCCAAUUAUGAGGAGAUCACCAAGUGGUACCUGGGCUGGAAGUCCAUGUUUUCCGACCAGGUGCUGGCCCACCCCUCCAUCAAGGAGAAAUUCAAUGAAGCCCUGGACAUCAUGAACAGAGCCGUUUCCUCCAGUGUCGGGGGCUACAUGCAGCCCGGUGCACGGGAGAACAUCGCUUACCUCACGCAUACAGAACGCCGGAAGGACUUCCAGUACGAAGCCAUGCAGGAGCGCCGAGAAGCCGAGAACAUGGCACAGCGCGGGAUCGGCAUGGCCGCCAGCUCUGUGCCCAUGAACUUCAAGGACCUGAUCCAGACCAAAGCAGAGGAGCACAACAUUGUCUUCAUGCCUGUCAUCGGGAAGCGGCACGAGGGAAAGCAGCUCUACACCUUUGGGCGCAUCGUCAUCUAUAUUGACCGGGGGGUGGUCUUUGUGCAGGGUGAGAAGACCUGGGUGCCCACCUCUCUGCAGAGCCUCAUCGACAUGGCCAAGUGAGCCGGGGGGGGGGGGGACG